Molecule: messenger RNA, 1029 nt
Organism: Arabis nemorensis
Lineage: Eukaryota; Viridiplantae; Streptophyta; Magnoliopsida; Brassicales; Brassicaceae
Source: the annotation of a GenBank genome assembly
AUGAAGAAAUCAUCAUCGUAUAAUCUCAUUUUCUUCAUCGUCUUGAUGAGUUUUGGUUUCAAAUUAUCAUUAGCUUUCACGAAUCUAAAUAGCUUAAGCUUUGAAGAAUCUCUUUCUCCUCUCUUUGGUGAUUCCAAUCUCGUACGUUCUCCUGAUGAUCUCUCCGUUCGCCUCCUCCUCGAUCGAUAUACCGGUUCGGGAUUUAUAUCAUCGAAUAUGUAUCAACAUGGAUUUUACAGCUCCAUGAUCAAGCUUCCCGCCGAUUAUACCGCCGGUGUAGUUGUCGCCUUUUAUACAUCGAACGGAGAUGUUUUUGAGAAAACACACGACGAGUUAGACAUAGAGUUUCUAGGGAACAUAAAAGGAAAACCAUGGAGGUUUCAGACAAAUCUGUACGGAAAUGGAAGUACACAUAGAGGUCGUGAAGAAAGAUAUCGUCUCUGGUUCGAUCCUUCUAAAGAGUUUCAUCGUUACAGCAUUCUCUGGACUCCUCACAAAAUCAUAUUUUGGGUCGACGAUGUUCCGAUUAGAGAAGUGAUAAGAAGCGAUGCAAUGGGAGCCGAUUAUCCGGCGAAGCCAAUGUCUCUUUACGCCACCAUUUGGGAUGCUUCCGAUUGGGCUACUUCUGGCGGCAAAUACAAAGCAAAUUACAAAUUUGCCCCUUUCGUCGCCGAAUUCAAAUCAUUCUCUCUCGACGGUUGCUCCGUCGAUCCAAUCCAAGAAGUCCCCACCGAUUGCUCUGAUUCUGUCGAGUUUCUUGAAUCUCAAGAUUACUCUUCCAUCAAUUCCCGACAACGAGCUGCCAUGAGAAAAUUCCGACAACGGUUUAUGUAUUAUUCUUAUUGUUAUGACACGGUUAGGUAUCCCUCGCCGUUGCCGGAAUGUGUGAUUGUUCCGGCGGAGAAAGAUAGGUUUAAGGAAACGGGAAGGUUGAAAUUCGGUGGUACGGAGGCUCGUGGACGACGGAAGAAUCGCCGGCAACAAAGACCGGAGAUUGAGAGUGAUCCUGACGAAAGAAAACUUUUAUAA